AUGCUGUUGCCAGUGCCAGUCGUUGCCACGUUCAAGUCGAAGGUAGGGCGACUGCGGCGGAGCCGGAGCACCGUAACGAUCGAUUCGGCGGCAGAAACGGGAAGAACAGGAGCAGGAUAACACUGUCAUCAUGGGCAAGCAAAACGGCGAGGAUUUGGAUCAGGAUGCGCAAGAGCGGAUGCUGAAGGAGGACAGCGCUGCAAAGAUCGCGAUCGAGAAAGAUGAGAAGGAUGAGAAGGCCACCGAGGUGAAAUUUAUCUCGGAGAAUGGCGACGCCAAAAUCGAUAUCGAGAUGGUGAAGGCGGUGCUGUCGGGAAUGGGAAAGGAAGAAUUGAUGAAAUUCGCAAAUGAUCCAUUCUGGAUUAGAAUGAGAUGGGCUUUAUUCAUCAUCUUUUGGCUGAUAUGGGCAGCUAUGUUGGCUGGUGCUAUAGCUAUCAUCGUGAUGGCGCCAAAGUGUUCUGCUCCUGAGCCAAAAAAAUUGUGGGAAGAAAGUGCGAUUGUUGAGCUAGAUGCCUCAGACAUUUUUAACGACGACUUGGCAAGACAGGAACUUACAUUGAGCAGCUUAAAAGACCAACAUAUUAGGGCUAUCUCCCUCUCAUCUCUGGUGAAGGAAGGUUUUUACGGAGGGGCCACAGAUUUUAAAUCCAUGAGAUCGGGAAACAUCAGCGAUUUGCAAAACUUCAUCAAGAUAGCAAAGGAAAAGGAUCAACAGAUCUUUUUGGAGUUGGAUCCCAAUCAUUCCUCUAUGUACCAUCCGUGGUUUAAACGAUCUGUAAUUAGGGAGGAUCCAUUCACAUCCUAUUAUGUCUGGGCUGAUGGAAUAAUCAGCUCCGAUGGAAAAGAAAGACGAAGUCCUCCGAAUAAUUGGUUGAGUGUAUACGGUGAAUCCGCGUGGGAAUGGAACGAAGAAAGGGGUCAAUAUUAUCUUCAUCAAUUUAAUAAGUCACAACCUGAUUUGAACUACAACAACCCAGCAGUGGUGAAAGAGUUUGGAGGUAUCUUGCUGUACUGGCUUCAAUUAGGCAUUAGCGGUUUUCGCUUGGCAAACACUCAAUAUCUAACAGAAGAUCCAGAGCUUCGCGACGAGUCUAGGAGCAUUCUUCCCGUAGAAUGGAAUAAUUAUCAGUCGCUGGUGCACGUUCACACGCGUGAUCGUUCGGAGAACGCUGCGGUGUUGGCAAAAUGGCAAGAGAUAGUUCGCAACGAGACUGCCGGCAAAGGAUUAUUCGCGUUGCAAGAUGAUAUCGGCGCAGAUAUUUUGCAAGUAUAUAAUGAGAAAACAACGAUCGACCUACCGCAGAGUUCGCAUUUCCUCACUACUGCCAAUGCGAGUAUAAACGCGACGGACUUGCGUAAAAGUAUAUCACAAUGGCUUGCGGUCACGCCAUGGCCCGCAUGGAAUGUGAAUGGCAAACAGCUUUCAUUGAGGCAACGCAUGCCUAAAGAAGUCGCCGAUAGUAUUGUAUUAAUGACCAUGUUGUUACCGGGUACGCCAAUUCUUCGAUUCGAAGAUGUCAUGUCCGCGAAGGAUGCAUUUGCGACCUUGUCAAGUGCCCGAAACGGUUUAACAUUCCUUCACGGAAACACAACUCUCAGAAUAAUAAACGGGACAGUCUUCGUAUACGCGAGGAGUUGGCUAAAAAGCGGCAAUCCCGGAUAUCUCGUAGCAUAUCAGACAGGGGACGAACCAGCCACUAUAAAUCUGUCUGGAAUACCGCGGAUAUCGGAAGAAGUCAGUGUAGUGACGCAUAGUCCUAACUACGUUCAAAAUACAGAAAUUAUGAAGACAAAAUUGCCAUCAGACGCUGUGCCUAUAUCACCGAAAAGCACACUGAUUUUAACAUUUGUACCGAAGGAAGAGUCAUAAUCGACCCAAAGAAUGAUUCAAAUGCCAGAGCAAUCGGCUAUAUACGAUUGCGUUUUUUGCUUUAAUAUACGGAACGAUAUAAGAAAAUAAAGAUUCGUAUCAAAAAGAUACUAAAAGAUACUAGAUUAUAAAAUUGAAUUGCAUGUAAAUUUAAAAUAAGUAGAAACUCAAAGUCAGGGUUGCCACAGACCUGAAAAACCGGGAAAAAUCAGGGAAAUUUAAAGUAGUCAGGGAAAACAUGGAAAAAUCAGGAAAAAAUAUAACAGAGCCUGGAAUUUUGAACUUUGCUCCUUAAAAGGGAUCCACCCUGAUUCUGUAACUCUUAACAACAGUUCCGUAUUAUAUUUUUUGUAUGUAUAUUGCUUUUUCUGAUUUGAAAAUUCUUUUCCAUAAUUAAACAAUAGAAAAUAACAGAAUAAAAUGAUUUUGUAUGAAAAUCGAAAAAAAUAUUCGAAAAUUACGAUUUUGUUCGAGACUCCUUUCUGUUAUCGCAAUCGAAAAUACUCUGAAUAUUUAGCGAUAUUAAAGAAAUGUCUACAGGAAUCUUUCUGCUUUUACCAUUAAGUUUUUUUCUGGUUCCCAAGCAACGGAAAAUUCAUUUAUACCAAAGGAAUUUUUUUUGUAAUUUAAUGCAUAACAUCAAAGCAAUAAUGUCAAAGAUGUUAAUAAUUUAUUGGUCUGAAUUUGCAUUUGGGAUUAUAUUAUGUUAUUAAACUUCUAAAUUUAUGUUGCUUCUAAUAAUAUGAGUUACUUUUCUUGUAAUAUGUAUCUUCUAAAUAAGCUAAACAUUACAAUUUAGAAUUAUAUAUUUAAUACUGAUCAUGGAAAACUUUCCACUGUCGUCUGGAAAUCAUGAAAAAAUCAGGGAAUUUCAAAAUUCAUUUUCUGUGGCAACUCUGGAAGUUUUAAAAAUGUGAAAUUUCUUGAAAGAUACGCAAAAACUUGAUUUAUUCGUAUAUUGAAGGUAUAGUGUGAACAAAAUGCUUUAUUUGAAUAUAUAUCUGUGUGCAACUAUUAUAUCUCAAUAUCUGUGUGCAGCAAUGAAAGUGUCAAAUCUCAAUGUCCAUACGUAUAAUAAAAUAUAUGUAGCAAGCAUAAAAAA
This is a messenger RNA of Wasmannia auropunctata (little fire ant), 2972 nucleotides long. It is a transcript of the gene CD98hc, whose product is annotated as maltase 1. The coding region runs from base 131 to 1870 and encodes 579 amino acids. The record is from RefSeq and is a predicted model, not a curated record. The transcript is spliced from 10 exons. Lineage: Eukaryota; Metazoa; Arthropoda; Insecta; Hymenoptera; Formicidae. Gene Ontology annotation, biological process: amino acid transport; carbohydrate metabolic process.